UACUCGAGGACACGUUUUUUUCCUUCUGUUUUGUUCAUGCAUUUUAGAACAACAUCUAAUAAUAAUACUGCUGUUUUACAGCAGAAUGCUGUAAACAGUUUUCAGCAUUGAUACAGUCAUUUAGCAGACUUAUAACACAGCAAAAGAUGGAUGCUAUGGAUUACCCCCUCCCUUUCUCCUCCCUGCGCCUUUUGGUUCCACCUCUACGGCUAUUGUCUGCAUUUAUGUGGCAGGUAGCGCAACAGAGGGCCAUCAAGCACUAUGGAAAGUUAGAGGAGUUUGUGACGGUGGUUACACAAACUGUCCCAGAACUUAUAACUGACAGACAGAGGACAUUGCUUCUUCUGGCAUUAAGGGCAAGGGUAACUCUUCAGCUGUUUCAAGGUGAGCAUCCAGAGGACCUCAACAAAAUUAAGAUCCAUCUUGACAGAUUCUCAUCCUGUGGUCUGUCACAGAAUAAUGAUGCACAGAUGGAUGCGUUGGAAGCAAACUUCCUCAAGCUCACCAAAAACCUUCUCGAAGACCCAGUCGAGAGGAUCCAAUUCUUCAAGGCAGAUUUCCCUGUGGUGUAUGGCUGUGAUUUUGACACAGCUUUGCAGGCACUCGUUUGUCAGUUCCUCUCCAGACUAGAAGAUCUGCUACCAGUGCCAGACCUUAAGCAGACUGCAUCUUGGCUCAGCGCUGUGCCCUCUGCCUCGGAUGAGUGUCUGCAGUCUCUUUCUCACACAGAGGACCUGCAAUACCUGCUUCAGCACCACGCAUGCUGUGGAAAGUUAGACAAACGUGAUAAUCGAAGCUCCUUUAUCACAAGAAACACAUUGUGACAGGCCACUAACUUUUCUGACAUACUGACUUAAAACUUUACUGUCCUCUACCCUUGUGUCUGUCAGCAUUUCCCUCCUCGGCAGAAGACUGCAUCGUCGCUUCACUGUCCCUCCCUACCACAGUGGGAGUGGCAUUUGCCUUUUACAGAAAAUUAGAUGUCUUGCCUAACUUGGAAGGCUCUACCCAUGUAAGCAGAGAGAUGGAGACUUUGUCAGACAGCAGAGAUUAUCAACAGGCAGAAUCAAGAGCACGUUUAGAUGGAAACCAGAACAGUAAAGAAGACAGAGUGUCUACCAUGGGUAGUGAUGAUGAUGAAUUCAGAGAGAGAGGUGUGGAAGAGGAGAAUGAAAACAUAAGUGCUGUGGGAAGGGUUAUUACCGAACCAAAGGACCAGAGGAGAUGUGAAGGGGCUGUUGGGGACCUGUGUGCUGCUGGAGAACCAGACCUCGCAGCCAACUCUCCAAUGGUCUCCAGUGUGGCUCAAAAACCCUCAAUAUUUCCUGCCCGACUUCCACUCAAAAGUAAAGGGGACCACAGAGUCAAAUCCUCCAAGAGAUCUAGAAAGAGCCCAGAAGGGAGGAUGGCUGAGUCCAGUGUGAACUCUGAUACACCUCUGCUUGAAUCCUCACAGGAAACUAACAGGACUGGUGCUGAAGAAUCAAGACCAUUUUCUCCAGACCAUGAUGACACAGAAGAGGAAAACAACGAACCUGCUUCAAGGGAGUCUUCUCGGCUGUCUAGCUGCGCUCAACCACCACCUGGUGACGUAUCACCAUCCUCUGAGACCCUUUUCAAAGCAUUGUCCACUGCACGGCGUAUUGCCAACAAGUGCUCCCAGUGUGGAAGGUGUUUUAUCUAUCCAUCUCAACUGGUUCAGCAUCAGCGAAUUCACACUGGAGAUCGACCCUACAAAUGCACCCAGUGCGGAAAGACUUUCAGUAAUUCAACUGGGCUUUCAAAACACCACCAAAAACACUGUCUAGACGCGACCUUCGAUUGCCCCAAGUGCGGAGAGAGUUUCAGAUCUCUCCGUGAGCGGUUCAAACACCUAUCUACUCACAAGUCCCUCAAAUGUCUGUUGUGUGGAAAGAGUUGCCAGACGACUUCUGAUUUGCGAAAGCACCAGCAAACACAUAGUGUGACGCCGUCGUUCAACUGCUCUCUGUGAAAAACGUUUCAAGUUCCUGUCGAGCCUAACCAGGCACAACAGGACCCAUUCAGUGGAGGGGGGGUAUGCUUGUUCCAAGUGUGGGAAAACAUUUGGAUCUUUAAGUGAACGGCUCCAACAUAAGAGGACACAUAGGGCACAGCUCAACUGUACGGAGUGCGGACGGAGUUGCAGUUCCCGCUCCGAACUAAAGAGUCACCAGCAAACUCACUCUCGUGAACCUCUCUUCAACUGUCGACACUGAAGACAAAUUCUUUGGGUCAGUUGAGCUGAAGAUCCACCAAAAAACUCCUGCAGUGGACAAACCCCAUCAGUGUGAUGCGUGUGGAAAGUGCUUUGGGGCCUUAGCCACCCUUGUACUCCACCAACGGACACACACGGGGGAGAAACCCCACACAUGUCCUCGCUGUAAUAAGCAGUAUAUCUCUAAAAGUCAGCUGACAUCACACAUGCGGACUCACACGGGCGAGCGUCCAUACAGCUGCUCUUACUGUGGGAAGUGUUUCUCUCAGUUGGCUAAUCUUACUGUGCACACAAGGAUUCACACGGGGGAGAGACCUCACAUCUGCUCUGUGCAAGAAAGGGUUUUGCUCAGUCAGUGACCUGCAGAAGCAUGAGCGCUCUCACACCAAAGAGAAACCUUACAGGUGCACAGUUUGUGGAAAGGCCUUCACAGUGUCAAGUCAUUUGACGGUUCACAUACGCAUUCACACAGGAGAGCGCCCCUACACCUGCCCUGAGUGUGGAAAGAGUUUUGCGCAGAGCUCUGUCUUAACUAAACAUCAAUUCACCCAUACGGGAGAGAGGCCAUACCCAUGCCAUCAGUGUGUAAAAAGUUACACCCGUCUCACACACUUGAAGAGACACCUACAAACACACACUUGAGGAAGUCCGGUGUGUUUUCCUGUUUUGGUUUCAUUCUGAAAAGCGUUACCAUGGAUUGCUGUUUCACUGUCUGUCAAUGUGUUAUGCUGAAUAACGUCAAUGUAUAACUGAAAACCAUGCUCACCAUGCCUUUUUCUCAAACUGUAGUUUGUGUACAUUACUGCCAACAUGGAUGGAAAAUAAACAAUAAACAUUUCAAAAUAUAAAAUAACCUCUUUCAAGUUACAGUAUGUGUCAUAUAAAUGAGGCAUUGUAUGAUACUUUCUAGCUUGGGCCUGCUUCUCUCUGGAAGUUUGUGGUUUGAGUCAGUUUAUUUUGAAUGUAACAAAUGUCAGCAUAAAGACCAAUACAAAAACUGAGAAGACAAUACUUUGAAAUACAACUGUAUUUUUUUUCUUUCUUCUAUGCAAAUGAAAACUGUUACAGUAGGCUUAAUUUAUUAUAUUCUAC
This is a messenger RNA of Salvelinus namaycush (lake trout), 3328 nucleotides long. Its product is annotated as oocyte zinc finger protein XlCOF8.4-like. The record is from RefSeq and is a predicted model, not a curated record. The coding region runs from base 1025 to 1993 and encodes 322 amino acids. Gene Ontology annotation, biological process: telomere capping; regulation of telomere maintenance via telomere lengthening. Gene Ontology annotation, cellular component: nucleus; shelterin complex. Lineage: Eukaryota; Metazoa; Chordata; Actinopteri; Salmoniformes; Salmonidae. The transcript is spliced from 8 exons. Gene Ontology annotation, molecular function: telomeric repeat DNA binding.